AUGGGAUACGUUCCGGGGAAAGGUUUGGGGAAAAAUGCCACUGGGAUAGCUGAUCCUGUUUCGAUUGAAAUUCCUCAAGGUCGUGAAGGCCUGGGUUUCGCUUCUGAGAAAAAUGAGCGUAUAAUGUUUAGGGAAAACCUCAGACAACAAAUACAAAUGGCAUACAAAGAUGAAUUCCGAAGCACUAUGGCCGUGAGAUUCCGACAGAAUCGUUUGAAUCGACAACUAGAUGUUGCCCGUCGAAUAUGUCAAGAUCUGGAUCUGAAGGAACUUAUCGAAACUCCAGUUCACGAAUCAUUCUGGCCUCCUGUUAAUCCUGUUCCAACUGAAGCCGUGGAUAAUUCCAAGUAUGGAUCGAGCAGUUCAAGUAGCUUUAAAUCUUUAAAAGACAGAUCUGUACAUACUGUACUGUCUCAGGAAGAUUGUAUGAACGAAGACUUUCCGGAUAAUGACUUAGCCAAGCUAGAUGCAAAUCAUGCGAAUUGUGACCACACUUCUAUCCAAAGGAACUUUAUACAGCUUUUAGACUAUUUACGAAGUCGGCAUAAUUAUUGUUUUUGGUGUAGCCUUCAGUAUCAAAGUCAAUCUGAACUUUUGGAACAGUGUCCGGGGGAGGAUGAAGAUCUACACGAUUGAUUCAUUUCUUUUUAAAAAAAACAUUGUAUAUAGACAAAAAUCAAUUAUUUAAAAUAUUCGAAUGCAUUUUUAUCUGUUGAUC
Messenger RNA from Schistosoma turkestanicum, 718 nucleotides. The record is from the annotation of a GenBank genome assembly. Lineage: Eukaryota; Metazoa; Platyhelminthes; Trematoda; Strigeidida; Schistosomatidae.